Molecule: messenger RNA, 2848 nt
Organism: Andrographis paniculata
Lineage: Eukaryota; Viridiplantae; Streptophyta; Magnoliopsida; Lamiales; Acanthaceae
Product: subtilisin-like protease SBT1.6
Exons: 1
Coding region: 95-2407 (770 amino acids)
Biological process (GO): proteolysis
Molecular function (GO): serine-type endopeptidase activity
Source: RefSeq, a predicted model, not a curated record
GACAAUAAAUGAAUGAUUCCUCCCUCUUAUAAUAAUCGCACUCUCACUCUCUGCUCUUCUUCACUCACUGAGCAGAGCAAGGGCAAGGACAACCAUGGCUUCCCUCCGCCUUCUUCAUCUGCUCCUUCUGCCUCUGUUAGCUGCACUAAAUUCAGCUGCUCAGGAAGCGGCUAAAACCUACAUCGUCAGAGUCGACACUUCAUCCAAGCCAUCCGUCUUCCCCACCCACUUCCACUGGUACACUGCAGAGUUCACCCAACCCACCAACAUCCUCCACGUAUACGACACCGUCUUCCAUGGCUUUUCCGCCCUCCUCACUCCAUUCCAAGCUGCUUCUGUCCUCAAGCACCCUUCUAUUCUCGCCGCCUUCGAAGAUCGCCGCCGGCAGCUCCACACCACUCGCUCCCCGCAGUUCCUCGGCCUGCGCAACCAGCGAGGCCUGUGGUCCGAGUCCGAUUACGGCUCCGAUGUUAUAAUUGGAGUAUUUGACACCGGAAUUUGGCCCGAGCGCCGGAGCUUCUCCGAUCUCAACCUCGGCCCCGUCCCCAAACGGUGGAAGGGAACUUGCCAGACAGGUGCCAAGUUCACUAGAAGGAACUGUAACAGGAAGAUUGUUGGCGCCAGGUAUUUCUCCAAAGGACAUGAAGCGGCGGCUUCUGGAUUUGGGGGAAUCGUUGGGGGAAUCAACGAGACGAUUGAAUUUAAGUCGGCGAGAGACGCCGACGGGCACGGCACGCACACUGCGUCCACCGCCGCCGGAAGAUACGCUUUUCAGGCGAGCAUGGAGGGCUACGCUGCCGGAAUCGCAAAAGGUGUGGCGCCGAAGGCACGUUUAGCUGUUUACAAAGUGUGCUGGAAAAAUGCCGGCUGCUUCGAUUCAGAUAUUUUGGCGGCCUUCGACGCCGCCGUGAACGACGGAGUCGACGUUAUUUCAAUAUCCAUCGGAGGCGGCGAGGGCAUCUCCUCCCCCUACUAUCUCGAUCCUAUCGCAAUCGGAGCAUACGGCGCCGUUUCAAGAGGGAUCUUUGUUUCCUCCUCAGCCGGGAACGAGGGCCCCAACGGAAUGUCCGUGACCAAUCUCGCCCCAUGGCUCGUCACUGUCGGCGCCGGCACACUGGACCGUAGCUUCCCUGCGGACGUGACUCUCAGCGACGGCAGGAAAUUCUCCGGUGUGUCUUUGUACUCCGGUGGGUCUCUGAACGGUAAAAUGUACCCUCUAGUUUAUCCAGGUAAAUCAGGGGUGCUUUCUGCCUCCCUGUGUAUGGAAAAUUCACUCGAUCCCAGAAUGGUGAGAGGCAAAAUUGUGAUCUGCGAUCGUGGCAGCAGCCCACGAGUUGCAAAAGGAUUGGUUGUUAAGAAGGCCGGCGGCGUCGGUAUGAUCCUCGCCAAUGGAGUCUCCAACGGCGAGGGCUUAGUCGGCGACGCCCAUUUGCUUCCAGCUUGUUCUCUGGGCUCUGCUGAAGGCGAUCAAAUCAAGGCCUUCGUAGCCUCCAAUCGAACCGCCUCUGCAACCAUUGAUUUCCACGGCACCAUCGUCGGAGUAAAACCAGCUCCGGUUGUAGCUUCGUUCUCUGCAAGGGGUCCCAAUGGCUUAAACCCUGAAAUUCUCAAGCCCGAUCUGAUCGCCCCCGGAGUGAACAUCCUGGCAGCCUGGACAGAUGCAGUUGGCCCGACAGGCCUGGACAUGGAUACCCGAAAAGCAGAGUUCAACAUCCUGUCAGGCACUUCCAUGGCUUGCCCUCAUGUAAGCGGGGCAGCAGCCCUGCUGAAGUCUGCGCACCCUGAUUGGAGCCCGGCGGCAAUAAGGUCAGCAAUGAUGACGACAGCAAGUGUCAACGACCACUCGUUGAGUCCAAUGAUUGACGAGUCGAGUAAAAAACCUGCAACUCCGUACGACAUUGGUGCCGGGCACUUGAACCUCGGAUUAGCCAUGGAUCCAGGGCUGGUCUACGACUUGACAGACAAUGACUACGUGAGCUUCUUAUGCGCAAUAGAGUAUGGGCCGAAAACAAUCCAGGUGAUCACACGGGCACCUGUGAAUUGUCCGAUGAAGAAGGGGAUACCGGAGAAUCUAAACUACCCAUCGAUCGCAGCGCUGUUUCCGAGCGGAACAAGUGGUGUAUCGAGCAAGAGUUUCUUCAGGAUGGUGAGGAAUGUGGGGGAGGAGGCUAAGACAGUGUACAGGGUGAAGGUGGAUCCUCCCAAGGGGGUGAGUGUAAGUGUGAAGCCAGGGAAGCUGGUGUUUUCGGAGAGUGUAAGGAAACUAGGAUACUAUGUAACUAUAAGUGUGGACAGCAAGAAGAUAGUGUUGGGUGAAUCUGGGGCAGUAUUCGGGUCACUUUCUUGGGUGGAUGGGAGGCAUGUGGUUCGGAGCCCCAUUGUGGUGACUCAAAUAGAUCCACUGUAAUGCAAGAACAAUUCAAAGUAGAGAGAGUCCAAUUCCAAUAUAUAUUAAUUGGAUUGAUGAUGAGGAUGAAGAUGAGGAUGAGGAUGAGGAUGAUGAUGAUGCAGCAAGUAGAAGAUAGAAGUGUGUAUGUGGUUUCAAGUUACUUUUCUUGGUUAGAAGUGCAGAAUGAGAGAGAGUAGAGGAUAGUUUUGUAAACUUGUUGGAGUACUUAAUUCGAGGCAGGGUGCAAUGUAAUGUUAGCAAUAGUAGAGUGGGCGAGAGAGUGAUGAUUAUACUUAUUUAUAUAUAUAUAUAUCGACAUGUAAUUUAUAUGACUAAGUAAAGCAAAGAGAAUGGUUGAUGACUAAGAAAAAGAAAAAGAGAGAAAAAAACACUGACUCGACUUUGAUUCAGCUUUUGUGUUUGGGGUAAAUGUAAUGAAAUACUUUUACUUACUUAAUA